Cynara cardunculus var. scolymus (artichoke) is the source of this 753-nucleotide messenger RNA. RefSeq names its product ATP-dependent DNA helicase PIF1-like. The record is from RefSeq and is a predicted model, not a curated record. Bases 1 to 753 code for a protein of 250 amino acids. NCBI's taxonomy places the organism in Eukaryota, Viridiplantae, Streptophyta, Magnoliopsida, Asterales, Asteraceae. The transcript has 2 exons.
AUGAUUCAAGCUGUGUAUCCGUCGUUGUUGGAUAAUUUUGACAACCCUGCAUAUCUGAAAGAAAGAGCGAUAUUGACACCAAAAAAUGAAAUGGUUCAUGAUUUGAACAACAUAAUUAUGGACAUGCUACCGGGAGAAGGUGUCAACUAUCUCAGUUCAGACAAUGUGUGCAAAGCAAGUGUACAAACUAACGAAGAAGAUCUUUUGUGUCCAUCAGAAUUUUUGCACAGUUUAAAAUUCAAUGGUGUCCCAAACCAUGACAUUAAACUAAAAAAAGGAGCUCCAGUAAUGCUUCUUAGAAAUCUAAAUCAAUCAGAGGGGUUAUGCAAUGGCACAAGAUUGAUCAUUACAAAAUUGGGAAAAUGGUCCAUCAGAGCAGAUAUUAUUUCUGGAACACAUGUUGGCAAAAAUGUCACAAUUCCAAGAAUAAUCAUGUCCCCAAAUGAAACAAGAUGGCCAUUCAAGCUUAAUAGGCGUCAGCUUCCUUUGGCAACAUGCUUUGCCAUGACAAUAAAUAAAAGUCAAGGACAAUCACUACGCCAUGUUGGCUUGUAUCUCCUGAACCAAGUGUUUACCCAUGGCCAACUGUAUGUUGCUGUAUCACGAGUUACAUCACGUGAAGGGUUGGUCAUACUAAAUGCCGACAAUGAGAUUGAAGAUCGAACCUUCAUUAAAAAUAUUGUUUUCAAGGAAAUCUUCCAAACUAUUUCUUCAACAACUCAUGAUCUCCAGGAAAACGAGUCUGCCAUCUAG